Messenger RNA from Copidosoma floridanum, 3097 nucleotides. RefSeq lists its product as uncharacterized. The record is from RefSeq and is a predicted model, not a curated record. NCBI's taxonomy places the organism in Eukaryota, Metazoa, Arthropoda, Insecta, Hymenoptera, Encyrtidae. Gene Ontology annotation, biological process: regulation of cilium assembly. Gene Ontology annotation, cellular component: centrosome.
AUGAAGCCUCUGGCUCCUAAUAGGCUAGCGUCGUCAAUCCAGAAUUUCCGGGAAACCUUUGGAUCCUUGGAAUCGCUCUUCGACCUUCGCAAGCCGAUACAACUCGAGUUCGAGGACUACCUACCCGUCAGUCCGAUCCCUCUGCGGGAAGCCAAGGAAGAAACUUCGGAGUCGGAGUACGAGUUCGCCCCACCCGGAGACUUUAUCGAGUCUCUCAAGCCGGUGUUCCCAGAAGUUGAGCCCCACCUCGUUCUACCGGAUCACGAAGUCGCACGUCACUCGGAAGGGGAGUCCGAACUGAAGUCUGGUGAUUUUCGAACAGUUGGUGAUUCUUCACCCGUACUGCCAGAAGCCGAGAAGAAGGACAUUGCAGAAAUGGCGGACAAAGAGAAAGUUUCGAAGGCGGAAGAUGGAUGUAACAAAGCCGCCAAAGCGCCAAAUAGAGAGAUAGAAAAUGUCAAAGCAGCCCCGGCUGCCUGUCGGGACGCUCGGGACGGGGAGGCGGCCGGUAACAAACCACCGGCUUAUCCGUUACCUCCGAACUUGGGUUUAGGUGUCGUGGUUCCAAAUGAUAAGCACAGCGACUCGAUCAUGAGCACGAUUCCCCUGACCGAUCCUUGCGUAUUUGAAGAAAUUAUGAAUAAUCAAAAGGAAGCGAAAGCCAUAAAGAAGAUCAUACAAGAAGACAAGGAUAUCAUUCAAGAGUUUUCUCAAAAAGAAGAACUGUCGGUAGAAGACACGGCUAAUUUUAGGGAAGUGCAGACGCGCUUGAUGUCUAAUGUCGCGAAACUGAACAACAUUACCCGCAAACUGGAACGAACCAUCGGUGUUUUGGAUCCGUCCACGCGAACUUUUGCAAAAAUGUUCGACAUGUUGCCUUAUCCACAUCAGGAUAAGGACAAAUGUAAAAAGGUGUGUGAAAAAACUUGCGAGCCCGACAAACCUUGCGAGAGGUUCGCGUUCCCUGAAAUCGACUAUCCCGAGGACAAAUUACCCAGGGUCAUUGUUUGCGGCAACACGGAAGAAAAUAUUCCGAAGAUAGUUGUUGCGGACAGCAGGCCGAAAAGUCGGGGGAAAAAGUGCAUUGAAAAUUUAACAGGCAGACUGACGGAAUUUCUGUCGCUGCAAGAUAAAAUGGCCAAAGAAAAUGCACAGCUGGAGGGUGGAAAAUAUCAGCUACAAAGGGAGCUGCUGGAAAAGGACAAUGCGGUGGAAUGUCUGCAACGAAAAAUUUGUGGCCUACAGGCUGAUAUUCGUAUUGUUAUGAAGGAGAAUUCUGAGCUAAAUAAUAAGCUCAACUGUAUUCAGCAGCAACAGCAACAGUCGCGUUGCUCUUCGCCCCAAUCGCGGCCGGCAACUUCGGCAUCGUCUCCCUCUAGGUCUCCUUGUCUCUCGCCACAACGGCCCGAACACUCGCCCAAUCGUCACAAGGAUCUUUCGUGCAAGUGCAGUGCAAGGGGAGCCGAACAGACGAUUCAGCCGCCCCUCGAAACACCUCCCGGAUGCGAAAGCAAAUUGUCAAUAACCAGGGUAUGGAGAAAAAAAAGUAACAGUAGACUAUUGCUCGUAAAGGAAGAUCCGUUUCCUCGCCUGAGAGAGGAGCUCGCAACUCUGAUGACGGAAUUAUUGAAAGCGGAGCGAGAAAAGGAUCAAUUGGAGCAGCAAAAAAAAUUAAUCGAGUGCGCUAACCCCCGUACCCGGUCAGGCUGUCCUGAACCACUUAGAGUUCCCAGCAUACCGUCCAAGAUCACUAAGGACUCGUCACCUUGCCUGCCCUGCAGCGACUUGCCGAAUUGCGUCGAGCAGCAACUUCGAGAUUUGCGAGAACAGUAUGCUCGCCUCCAAGACGAUUACAAGAGCAAACUGUGCGAAGUGUCGCGGCUGCGAACCGACUCGGAGGCUUUGAGGCGAGAGACUCGCGAAGCCAAGGAAGAGCGCGAAUGUCUCGAAAUCAAGUUGAUAGACGCGCAAGAGAGAUUGCGAGCGGUCGAGGGAGAACGGAACGAUCUGCUCGGCACCAAGGAGCAGCUCGUGGAGCAAGAGCAAACUCUGCUAGUGGCGAGACAGCGCUUCCGAGAAGCACAAGACGAACUUGAGGAGUUGCGCACCAUGAUACGUGACCAGGCGACGCAGUUGGACGAUUACCAGAAUAAAUAUUUACAAGCUCAGCAGAUCGUCGAAGAACAGCGGCGGCAGCUUGAUCUGAUGGACAUGGACAACGCUAGAAUGAACGAAAAUGUUACCUUGGAGAUCGGUCGUGUGAAGAACCAAUUUCAAGAAAAACUAGCUGAACUAGCACCGCUACCCGACAUCUUGAAGCAGACGCAGAUGAAAUUGCAAGAAUCUCAGCAAUUGCGAAUGCUAGCCGAGCACAAUUGCGAAGACUUGUCUCGAGAACUACUCGGAGCUAAAGAAAAAAUUGAUGCCAUGCAAACGCAAAUAAAUGAUUUGCAGCGAGAACUUCAAACGCUUCUGAAGAAUGACGGUGGUGGCCGCAUCGAUGAACUGGAGAAGAAGAAUAGCGAGCUGCGUACCGAUAAUGAGCGGAUGAAAAACGCUAUCGCACGCUUCGAAGAGCAAUGUGCUAGCAUGCAAAAGCGUCAAGAUGAGAAGCAGCACGAGAUAGCUCAGCUCACGGCCAUGCUAGAGCAGGUACGCGAGGAUUCGGCAAGGCAAGUGUCAAGAACUAAAGAAAGAUGCGAGGCCAUAAAACGCAGCAUGCAAGCACAAAUUAGCGACUUUGAAAUACAAUUGGCGCAAUGUCGAGCGGCGGCUAAAACGGCGCAGAAAGAAAGAGACGAGAUAAGGCAGAAGAUGCAGAGCCAGAUCGGAAACCUGAACGAAGCACUGCAACAGGCUCAGGGUAGAAUAAGAUCGUUGCAAGGACAUGUCGAUUACUUGAAAGUAUCGUACAGUAACAUAUUUAAAGGUCAAGAGCAAUGCGAGACUGUGUCGCAAAUAGAAUCUCCUGCGCCUGGUUAUGAUUCUUGUGAUUGCAACUACUAAAUUUCUUAUUGAAAUCUGUAUUUAUUGUCUCUUUUUCUCUUAACAUAAGUAUAUUUUUAAAAGAAUGAAAUAAAAUUAUUGGCAGAUAACU